GUUGGGGGGAGCCUGGGCACAGAGAUGGAGGGAUGGAGCAGUCCACCCCCUUAAGGAUGUAAUUGAAGUCCUGCAAUCUUGGUUGCUAUGGGGAUGCUCUGAGAGGAAGUAAGUCCUAGUAACGUCCUGCCGGGUGUGAGGAGGGAGGACACAGGCGAAAGGUACCAAUGGCUACAGAUUCCGGCGAGCCGGCCAGCACGGAGGAUCCGGAAAAACCUGAUGGAGUUUCUCUGGAGGGCAGGAUCCCAACCAUCGAAGCCGCUUUGAUCAUGGAACCCGCCGGCGCCCCGGCCUCUGGGGGCACCACGGAACGGAAGCGGUUCUUCCGCAAGAGCGUGGAGAUCAUGGAGGAGGACAGAACCGCUGAGCCGUCUCCCAGGGAUGAGCGGGAGCAGCUGGCCGCGGGCAGUCGCCGAGUGGACCAGCUCUCUGCCAGCAUGCUGGGGCAGGAGGCCCGGAAUGAGCUGGGUUCCAAGGCGAUUUCGGAGGCCUCCAAGGAGAAGACCAAGAAGGAGAUCGAAGAGGAGGCGGAGAUGAAAGCAGUGGCGACCUCGCCCAGCGGCCGCUUCCUGAAAUUCGAUAUCGAGUUGGGUCGAGGGGCCUUUAAAACUGUCUUCAAAGGGCUCGACACAGAGACGUGGGUCGAGGUAGCCUGGUGUGAACUGCAGGACAGGAAGCUAACCAAAGCGGAACAGCAGAGGUUUAAGGAAGAAGCAGAGAUGCUAAAAGGCCUACAGCAUCCGAACAUCGUCCGGUUUUACGAUUCCUGGGAGUCCACGGUGAAGGGGAAGAAAUGCAUUGUGUUGGUCACUGAGCUGAUGACGUCUGGCACCUUAAAGACGUACUUAAAGCGAUUCAAAGUCAUGAAGCCGAAGGUCCUGAGGAGCUGGUGCCGACAGAUCUUGAAAGGGUUGCAGUUCCUCCACACCCGGACCCCGCCCAUCAUCCACCGGGACUUGAAAUGCGACAACAUCUUUAUCACGGGACCCACGGGUUCGGUGAAGAUCGGCGACCUGGGCCUGGCCACCUUGAUGCGCACAUCGUUUGCCAAGAGCGUCAUUGGCACCCCCGAGUUCAUGGCCCCGGAGAUGUAUGAAGAGCAUUACGACGAGUCGGUGGACGUGUAUGCUUUCGGGAUGUGCAUGCUGGAAAUGGCCACCUCCGAGUACCCCUACUCCGAGUGCCAGAACGCCGCCCAGAUCUAUCGCAAAGUCACCAGCGGCAUCAAACCCGCCAGCUUCAACAAGGUGACUGACCCGGAGGUGAAAGAGAUCAUCGAGGGCUGCAUCCGGCAGAACAAAUCCGAAAGGUUGUCCAUCAAAGACCUUUUGAACCACGCCUUCUUCGCGGAGGACACGGGGCUGCGGGUGGAGCUGGCGGAGGACGAUGACGGGCUGAGCUCUUCUCUGGCCUUGAGGCUUUGGGUGGAAGACCCCAAGAAGCUGAAGGGGAAGCACAAGGACAACGAAGCCAUUGAGUUCAGUUUCAACCUGGAGUCGGACAUCCCCGAAGAAGUGGCGUGCGAGAUGGUGAAAUCCGGAUUCUUCCACGAAAGCGACUCCAAAGCGGUGGCCAAGUCCAUCCGGGACCGUGUGGCCCUGAUCAAGAAGACCCGAGAGCGGCGGCAAGCCAGCUGCCUGGAGGAACAGCGGGAGGCCCAGUGCAAGGCAGCCAGCGGGGCCCUGCUGCCCCAGGGCGUCUCGCUGACUGGCCUGGCCCAGCCGGCGGGCGCCGAGUGGGAGGAGACGGAGGUGGACCAGCACGUCCGGCAGCAGCUGCUUCAGCAGACUCAGCACCAGUCAUCCGUGGCGGCUGAGAGCCUGUCGGAGAAGAGCGUUGGGUCGGUGAUUCUAUCGGAUGCCCCCAGACAGCACAGCCUGGCCUACUCGGAGCAGGCGAUGGGCGGCCUCCCGCAGGCCUCCAUCCUCCCACCGGUGGAAGCCGGCCUUCAGGGACAUCUCUACCCGUCGCAGCCGCUGAUGGGACACUAUCAGCAGAUUGCCGGGGUGCAGCAGCAGAACCUGGGCCACCUGCGGAUCUUACCCCCAGCUCUGCCCACCCACAGCUUAGCUCCGCCGGCAGCUCCCCAGCCCCAGGUCUCGCCUGUUGCGGUCCCGCAGCUCACGCAGAUGAUGCACCUCGAGUCGCAGCUGCCCUACGGGGCCGAGGGGCAGGCGCUGGAGCCGUCGGUCAUGGCGGUGCCCCAGGCCAUCCUGGCAGGUGCCUCUCCCCAGGCCAUGCCGGGGGCCAGCACCCAGCUGGACUCCACCACCAGGACCGGGAGUCAGACGGCCACCGCCGCUGCAGCCGAGGUCGACCCGGCGUCUGGCUUCCUGGCCCUCGCUCACAGCCUGGCACCGCAGAACCAGCCCUCGGCCCAGUUUGUUGGGAAUGUGCAGGGGAUGGCCCAACACCUGCCUGCUUCCUUGGCUGGGCAGCCAGGGGCACCCCUGCAGCAGCCGCAGCAAAUUCCUCAGCAAACUGUACCCACCCAGCAGAUCCCAGCCAUGCAGCAACUGCAGCAGGUUCCUGGCAUGCAGCAGUCCCAGCGGGUGGUGCCCAUGCAGCAACCGCAGCAAAUUCCUCAACAGACUACACCGAUGCAGCAGGUUCCCGGCAUGCAGCAGGUUGCAUCGAUGCAGCAGGUUCCUGGCAUGCCGCAGCAGGUUGCACCGCAACCCCAGCUGGUUGCGCCCAUGCAGCAGCCCCCGCAGGUUCCCGCCAUGCAGCCGCCCCAGCAGGUGGUGCCCAUGCAGCAGCCGCAGCAGGUGGUGCCCAUGCAGCAGGUUCCCGCCAUGCAACAGCCGCAGCAGGUGGUGCCCAUGCAGCAGCUGCAGCAAAUUCCUCAACAGACGGUGCCCAUGCAGCAGGUUCCCGCCAUGCAGCAGCCGCAGCAGGUUGCACCAAUGCAGCAACCCCAGCAGGUUCCCGCCAUGCAGCAACCCCAGCAGGUUCCCGCCAUGCAGCCGCCCCAGCAAUAUGCCGUAAUUCAGCCAGACUCCUUACUGCAGCCUUCCCUGGCCCAGGCAGCGCAGCCCAUGCAGCUGCAGCCGCCGCAGUUUGUGCUGCACGGGGGAGCCCUAGAGCAGACGCAGGGGCUGCUGGUGCAGGAGCCGGAGCAGCAGGUGGAAAGUGUGUGUCCUGUCCCGGCCCCGGAGCAGCUGGCUUACCCGCUGCAGGCCCCGUACCAGCUGCAGCCGGCAGAGCCAGUGGUGUACAUGUACCCGGAGCCGCCGGGGUACCCGGGGCAGCCUCCGUUCCGGGCGGAGCCGGUGGCGUUUCUGAGCCAGCUGGCAGAUCUGCAGCAGCCAGCCUUCCCGCCGUCUCCCGGGGCGCUGAGCCAGGAGGCCAGCAGCGAGCAGAUGCCCCCGGCGCUCUCCCAGCAGAACGGCAGUGGCUUGGGGCACGCCCUGGCACAAGGGCCGGGCGAUGGGCAACAAGCAGCGUUGCCGCCGGUCCCGUUCCUCCCGCCGCAGCCCUCGGCUUUCGCGCCUCCCCCGAUGCAGCCGGCUCCUCUCCAGCCACAGCCGCUCCUGGCCACAGUCCCCGCCUUGCUCCAGACCCUGUCGCCCAGGCCGGAGCAGCUGCAGCCGCCCUCCUCGGAACAAGCCUAUGGAGCGCAGCAGCCAGCGGUGCAGAUCCCCGAGCAGCCAGCCUACGUCCUGUUAGCGGCAGAGUCGGGGGCGUACCAGAGUCCGGCGGCCAGCCCCCUGCUCACCGCCUCCCCGCAGCCCGCCCUGAGCCCCCAGCCGCACCAACAGCACAGGCCGGGGCUGGAGCAGGUUUCCCAGCCUGCCUCGGGGCCGGAGCCCCAGAUCGCUGCUCCAAAGCCAGACUUCCCGCAAGGGCUAAAUCCGGAGCUGGCCACUCUGAAGGAAAGCUCCAACGCACACGAGCCCACGAGCGGCAACGGCAAACAAGACAGAAGUAAACAGAGGCGGGCGUCCUGCCCCCGGCCGGACAAAGGGACCAAAUUCCAGCUCACAGUCCUGCAGGUGUCCACGGCUGGGGAUAACAUGGUCGAGUGCCAGCUGGAGACCCACAAUAACAAGAUGGUCACCUUCAAGUUUGAUGCCGAUGGAGACGCGCCUGAGGAUAUUGCUGAUUACAUGGUGGAAGAUAACUUUGUGCUGGAGAGCGAGAAGGAGAAGUUUGUGGAGGAGCUGAGAGCCAUUGUGUGCCAAGCUCAGGAGAUCCUCCGAAGCCUGCCGGUGGAAGAGCGAGCAUCUGGCAACGAUUCUGUUCCCUCCGAGUCCAACAGCAGCCAAACAGGGUCGUCCGAGCAAGUUCAGAUAAACCCUGCCUCCGGUCAGACGGGCAACGAGUGCGCUCCUCAGUCCUCUCCAGUCGGCCGCUGGCGAUUCUGCAUCAAUCAGACAAUAAGGAACAGAGAGGGGCAGACACCGGCUGUUCCCGUUACAGGUCCGGACAAGGAGAACGCUAAGGAGACGUGUCCCCAGGGUGAGCCACUGGCUGCCGAGAGCCAGGGUCCCAAUGCCAGCCCAAAGGACAGCGCGGCACCGGAGUGCCCCGGCUUGAAAUGCGAGGGGCUGGCGGAAGGAGACGCAGAGAAGCUAGUGCCUCUCACUGCCAAUGACAACUGGGCUGGGCCGGAGACGGGAGAGCCCCCUGCCCCACAGCCUGGCGACUGCCCUCUCGGCUUGGCGGUGGCGCCCGCUGGCGAGCCACCCCUCCUGACCGAGGACCCAGCGUCCGAGCGCCAGUCCCAGCACACUCCACAAGAAGGAGAUGCCUCUCCGAGCUCCAAGGCCGGGCAGGCCCAGACGCCCGGCUCGGAACCGGUCCCGCUGCCUCCCUCGGUGCCAGAAUCUGACGGCGAGGGGCCGCCCAAGAUGGAUUUUGUCGACAACCGAAUCAAAACCCUGGACGAGAAGCUAAGGACGCUGCUCUACCAAGAGCACAGCUACUCCGAGAGCCAGAAGGACACGCAGAGCACGGAGUCCCCACUCUCCUCGGCCGAGGAUACGCUGUCCUGUACCGGGCUGGAAGCGCCAGCCGUCGGACCCUCCCUAGGAGCGCCAGGGAGCCCGGCGGAGUCCCAGGGGACCGACACCUCCGAGGGGUCUCCACUGCCGCCCCCCGAGCCUGCCAGCCAGCCUGCCGGCUCGCCCGCGCUGAGCCAGGACCCCGACGUCAUCACAGUCGCACCCAGGGAACUCUGUCUGCAUGAGCCGUCCCCGGAGCCUUCCUCCCCGCCGAACCCCGAGGCCUGCCCUGCUGCGGUGGCCAGCGUCGGAGCCGUUCAUCUGCAGACAGGAGCGGAGGCAGAGGAGACGAGGACAGAGGGGCCUGCCGAGCAGGCCGGGCAGAACGAAGCCAGUGGGAGAUGGAGAUCGGCUUCGAUGUCCUAUCAGCGAGGCCGCUUCCAGGUCACCACCGUGCCGCAGCAGCCAGCUCCCCGCGCAGCAGACGCCGGGCCUGACGCCGCUGGGGCGGAGGAGCGUCAGACGGACGAUCCAGGCACCCCCCCGCCGGGAGAGUCACUCCCAUGGGCCAGCCCGGCCUGUGACACAGACACCUCUUCCCUCACCCCGGAGCGGGAGCCGGAGGAGCUGUCGGCCACGGGAAGCAGCACGGAGCCGUGGGCCGAGGGGUCCGUCCGAAGGCAGGCCAGCUCCGAUAGCGAGCUGGGGCCUGAGGAGUCGGGGGAGACCCUGGGGUCCGGCAGGGAGCGGCGCCCCCCGGCGCCCGAGGACCGCGCCUGCCACGGGGCCAAGCGCCGCAGCUCCCUCUUCCUCUCGGCCUCCUCGCCCAUGAGCAGCGACGACGAGUCCGAGCUCGAGGACGAGGACCUGAAGGUGGAGCUGCAGCGGCUGCGGGAGAAACACGUCCAGGAGGUGGUGACGCUCCAGGCCCAGCAGAGCCGGGAGCUGCAGGAGCUGUACAAACGCCUGCAUGCCCUCAAAGACAGCAAGCCCGAGCUGUCGGAGCUGUCCCUGCAGCCCACCUCCCCCCGCCGGCCUCGCUCCUUCAAAAGCAAACUGCGCGUCCGGCCCCCGGUCCUGACGCACGCCGAGAACUGUAUCGUCACAACCGAGUGCUGCUGCACGACCACCGCCGCCUCCAUGAUUGACUAUCACCUGAGCAUCCAGGCCCGCCUGCUGCAUCAGAGCUGCGCCCCGGGGGAGCCCAGCCCAGAGCAGCUGUGCGUCGUCAGCGGCGCUGCCUCCUGCCAGCAGUCCCCGGUCAGCAAGAAGGGGAUGUUCACCGACGACCUGCACAAGCUGGUGGACGACUGGACUAAGGAGGCCGUCGGGAACGCGCUUCUGAAACCAAGCCUGAACCAGAUCAAACAGAACCAGCACCGGCUGGAUGGGGACAGCUGGAGCAAAGCCUGUGAGAACACAUCGGCGUCGGUGGGCUACAGCUCCACCUGGAUUUCCUCCCUCUCCCAGAUCCGCGGGACUGUGCCGGCCUCCUUGCCCCCCGGCCUGGCCCUCCCGGCUUUCCCCAGUGUCCUGCCGCCCUACGGAGUGCCCCACGCCUGCCAGUACAAUGCCAUGGCAGGGGCGGCGUACCCAGUGCAGUGGGGGGGCGUUUCGGGGCUGGCUCAGCAGUCGGUGGUCGUCCCCUCCCCGCCUGUCGGACCCUUCCAGCCAGGGGGCAGCAUGCUGGGAUUCCCGGCCUCCCCGGUCCCUAACCCAGCUACCAUCCCGCCUGGUCCCAAAUGAAGCCGGAGCAGGGAGCUGGAGGCAAAACUCCCCCGUCGUGGCCUGCAAACCGUGUGGAGAUGCUCAGUCUGCCAGCGGAGGCGAUUUGUCUCGGCUAACAAUGGCUUGUGGCUCGGUUCCUAUCCUCCCGGAAUACUUGAUUUGAUUUGCAUUUUGUAACCAGCUUUGGAGAGCUCGGCUCCUGCGUCUCAUGCCCCCGAGACGUGAUGGCUUCGAAAAGAAACCUCCGUUUCACCCCUCUCUGGCGGAGAAGCUGUCCGCCUGCAUCUUCUCAAUGGCAGCCGUGAUGGUGGGAAGGAGUUUCUGAUUUGGUUUUUAAGUUAGUUGAUGGAAAAAGGGCUCCUAGAACUCACGUUGGUUUGAGCCGCGGCCGGGAAGUUUAGAAAGAAAAAAUGUUUUGCUCAGUGCAGCUAGGUUCUGCCGAGUUCUAAAGAGCCUCCUUCCAAGCCUGAGCCAGGGGGAUUGGGGUUUCCUUGAUCUCACCAAUACUGUCGCUGGGUCGGGAACAUCCUUGACCAAUUCAGGGCAGCUCCAUGCAAAGCAUCUAUUUCCUUGUUCCUCGUACGCACACUUCUUUGAUUUGAGCAGCUGAGAGAUGCUUGGGGAGUUGUGUGUUUCCUGUUGAAAUGAGCUCUGGUUUGGUUAUUUUUGCAGAGUGGGGGGAGUUGCUGGGAGGGGGCUAUUUUAAAUCUCUUCCAAUCUGAGUCACCCAAUCUGGGACACAGAUUUGGAGGUGCAAAAUUAGACACGGACACAGGGCUGUGCGCACCUCGGUGCUGCAGUGAAUUGGGCCCUACCCAAACCCUGUGCUUUUCCAGCCGCCCUCGUUUUGAAAAGCCAGCCUUUCGGAAGCACUGGCUCCCAAUGUUAUUCUGUCUUAGGCACAUUUGAAAAUACUGCCUCAAGGCCCAUUUUCGAAAGGGACUUUUCCGGAUUUUCAAAGGUAGAAGCAGUUUAGCGGCUUAACUCAUUGAUUUCAAUCGAAUUUAGCUGCCUAACCUGCUUUGUGACUGUGCCGGUAGGCGCCUGUUUGCAUCUUUACGCUCCUAAAUACCUUUGAAAAUCAGCUCCUAUGUCUCUUUUGAAAAUGGCCCUUCUGAAAAUUUCAUCCUGUGUCAUCCUGGCUUUGAUCUAAUAGCUCAUAUCUGGCCCCUUUUGGGCUCUGAACUAUUAAGCCCAGCAACCCGAACAACAUCGGGGUCCCGCACACACUCGACUUGGCUCUAUGAUUUGGAGAACAUUCAAAGCCGCUCACUUUCAGUGGAUUUGUUUCUUUUCACUAUUCUUUCCCUUUGCAGCCGGCCUCCGAGGCCGGGGGUUGUAGACGAGCAUGUCCCGAUGGCCGCCCUGCUGUGCUAUGCUAGGAGGGAGCUUUCACAGCAAGAGACUAGUUGAGGCUAAUGGAGAUUUUGGUUUACGUGAAGUGCAGCAAAUCCCGUUUCUCCCUCUCACCUGAUGGGCUCGCUGACUCCGGCGCCCAGCUUGGCUUCAAUUCCUUGUCGUCUUUGCCAGGAUUUUAGCACGUGGGGUUGGGUUAGAUUUGUGGUAGGAACAGGGACUUCAAAUCAUUUGCCAAAACGCAUCCCGACUCCCCUCGGCGUUGCUGUCUCGUGGCCUUUUCUGCCUCCUGAGUUUCAAACAGACAUUUCUUUGCCAGGUGGCUUUCGAGUCCGUUGGGCCCUUUGUCAGAUAGGAACUUUUCAGGCGUGCCAAAUGCUUCUGCUCCACCCUGAAAACCCCGCUUAGAACAGCAUUAGACAUGGACCCAGGUAGGGGUGCGAACCCGGUCCCAUUAGAUGCCUCCCCCCACCCCAUCUGCCCGCAGCCACUUGCAUUGCCUUAUAUCUGCUGUCUCCUAGGAUUUGGGUCAGAGUUUUACUGGGAGGAGCACGCACCCGAGGGUGACUUGACACCAGUGGGUUUAACUUUUUUAUAGCGAACACAUGCGGAAAACAAACCCACCCGCAGAUAGCGAGUGGAGUUUGUGAAGACCCGAGAACAGCGUUUCUCAUCUCACUGGGGGUUUUUUAAGACGUUUCAGUUGUUUCUUGGCUGGUUGUGUUCACUCCCUUAAAAACAAGACUCAAACGACGCAGGCACUUGGACUACGAAGUCUGGUUUUGUUUUCCCUUUGGAGGAGAAUGGGAGGUGCUUGGCCUUAGUUUUCUUCCUUUCCCCAAAGCACAGAUCUACGAAACAGCCAUUGGUUUUCCGUCGGGAGGGGAAAUCAAGGGCUUGUCUGCCCUUGCAAGGCUGCAGCAGGAGGGAUUUUCUGUAGACCCAGGCCUAAGACUCUGGGACCUGAUUGUAAUUGACACCAAAACCGGACAGAAAUCCGAGCGCUAUGCAGGCAGAGUGAAAGCACACCGUCGCAUGCGUCUGUUGGUACGCCUGUUCCCUUGUAGGAAGAGGAGACCUGUGUCUACAGGAGGGGUGGGACUGGUAUCGAAUCUGUAACUGACACAGGUAGAGUGAAAGCACACCGUCGCAUGCGUCUGUUGGUACGCCUGUUCCCUUGUAGGAAGAGGAGACCUGUGUCUACAGGAGGGGUGGGACUGGUAUCGAAUCUGUAACUGACACAGGUAGAGUGAAAGCACACCGUCGCAUGUGUCUGUUGGUACGCCUGUUCCCUUGUAGGAAGAGAGAUCUGUGUCUACAGGAGGGGUGGGACUGGUAUCGUAUCUGUAACUGACACAGGUAGAGUGGCAUAAAAUCAGGUCCGGAGGAUGCUUUGGGCUUUGACCCUGCUAAUUUCUGCGCGCUCUGGCCCUGAUCUAGCAAAGCACAAGUUGAAGUGUGUGAGUAAUCAGGAACAGUUGGGAAGAGCCCAUGCACAGACAAACCCUUAGUGACACGGGGAAUCUAGCUUUGAUUCAGGAAGGGUUUAAACAGCAGCAGGGGAGGGUGUCCUAGAUCAGGGCCCGACAGCAGAAAUGACUGCCGUUAGACUGGGAAAACACCUAUGUCUGUAUGGACCAGUCACUUGUGUCUGUUUCCUAGGGCAAACUACAAGUCCUUGGAAGACUGCAGUCCCUCCAGAUGUAUCCUCCCUAUCCUGACGUGUCUGAGCAGCACGCUAGACAUAGACGCUGUGAAUCUGAUAACAAACCAAACCACGCCCCCCCCCCCCAAAAAGAGUCGGUAGCAGCGUUCGGUCUGUAUUUAACGGUUCAGAUUUUCGUUUGCUGUAAUGUAACAAGGAGCUCUCUGGGCCCCACGUGGCAUUUUUAGUUUCUAUCCAGCAUGAAGGAUUUGAAGGUGAUAAACAAAUGUGAAUUUUUUUUUUUAGAAACUUUUUAUUUUCCUGCUGUGACUCUUUCAGGUGGAAGUGUACCGGGGUCGUCAUCCACUGUAACGAAUGUAUCAUUUUAAUAACAGGCUGCUUUGGGAGACAGUCUGCUGAACCUGGCGCUUUUUACGUUUGCUCUUGGUUUUAUCUACCUCAUUUAUUUUUUUUUAGUGCCGUUUGAAUCCAGCCUCCGAUUUCCCGAUGUUGCUUUAUUUCCACCCCUUGUCUUAUGGAUUCAAAGUGACAUUUGAUCUUCCGUUUUCUAAGUUAAUUAUUUGUGUAGCGAUCGCAUUUGCUCUCUUGAGUGGCAGACCCCCCCUGAAUUCAGCUGGAUGAAUGAAAAUACGAAUUAGUGCACAGUUGACCUGGGAUCUUUGGUGAAGCAUGUGAAAGCUGGAGCGCCGAUCCGCCUUUCAGUAGCAACGAUUUGAAAUGCUUGUUUUGUCAACAGAAACAACCCUCAUGAAUUAUUUGUGUCCCCAAUUAAGCCAUCAAAAUAAGCCAAGCCACUGGCAUUGUUCCGCGGGGCGUGAUUCUUAACGUCCCUUUAAGGUGUUUUCUUUAAAAGUCGUUAAAAUGAUGCAUUCUGGGCUGUUUUGUUUCUGAAACCCAGCAGUCUGUCUGUCCUUCAUUUUACACGUUCUUACUCUGUAAAGGUGAAAUGUUUGGUGAAAACUAUGUUAACCUGAAAUACAUUGGGAUUUUCGUUUUUUAA
Messenger RNA from Malaclemys terrapin pileata, 10696 nucleotides. It is a transcript of the gene WNK3, whose product is annotated as WNK lysine deficient protein kinase 3. Gene Ontology annotation, molecular function: potassium channel inhibitor activity; protein serine/threonine kinase activity; ATP binding. Gene Ontology annotation, biological process: negative regulation of sodium ion transport; positive regulation of potassium ion import across plasma membrane; protein phosphorylation. The record is from RefSeq and is a predicted model, not a curated record. Gene Ontology annotation, cellular component: cytosol; cytoplasm. The transcript has 25 exons. The coding region runs from base 168 to 6692 and encodes 2174 amino acids. NCBI's taxonomy places the organism in Eukaryota, Metazoa, Chordata, Testudines, Emydidae.